Molecule: messenger RNA, 402 nt
Organism: Amoebophrya sp. A120
Lineage: Eukaryota; Dinophyceae; Syndiniales; Amoebophryaceae
Source: the annotation of a GenBank genome assembly
CGCGCAAAAAACGCGCCCAAAAUCAGAACAGCGAAACAGCAUGGCGCGGCCGCGAUUUCAGAGCAUUUUGGGCGGCCGCGAAAGCGGCCGCCUGUUCGCCGGUUUCAGAGCCUGGGAAGCUUUGCAAAAAGCGCCGGCGUGAAAAAUAAAAACGCGAAAAAGAAAAAGCGCCGAAGAGGCGCAAUGCCAAUCCGCAUGCUAUGGGCCCGAUUUUUCUUCGCUUUUUGGGCGCCCCCCGUGGCACCCGGAUCGGCCCCAUAGCAUUGGGGCUGGCCUUCGGAAAGGAAUUUCGGAAAUUUGCCAAAAUUUGCGACGUUUAUCAAGCGGCCGCCAUACCGUGCGGCCUAACGUUACUCACGGCGGUAUGGCGAGCCCAGAAAAAGCAAAGCCGCGGCCAAGGCG